AUGGACGAAUCCUAUCACCAAGGAUUUGCAGAAACUAUAGCCUCCAUUCGAAAGAAUUACAACCAGGUACUGGGGGAUAGUAGGUUACUGGCGGCUGACAUCGCACAGAAUGGCAAAAGCUUCGAUACCAUCCUCGUGCAGUACUGUGCGGAUGGAAGUUUCUCUCUCGAAGAACGCAAGACUCGUAUUGCGAGCUUCAUUUUGGGUACCAAAAGAUUUGAGGAGACCUCCAAAGACAUCCAACAACGGUUCUCAAAUGUUAAAACUGAUGUCACCUCCUUUGCGGAGACUUUCUCUUCGUGGGCAGACGGCAAAGAAGGAGAAGUGACAUCCCAAAUAAAAGAACUAGAGAAGGAGAUCAGUGACUUGACUGAACAGUUGAAUCAAAUCAAGGCAGCUCAAACUGCAAUGGCAGCAGUGGCAGGGGCGGCGAGACCAGUUGCAACAACCCUUGGGACGAUUUUUCAACCUAUCCAACAGUUGAUUCUCAUUGGAGGCCUCAUCACCGUAGUCGUUUCUCUAGCCGCAUCUCUAAGUCUAAUAGUUGCUGCUGAACGAGUUCAACACGAGAUCAAUAAGAAGACUAGCGAUAAGGAGGAUCUUGAAAAGCAAUUAGAGGGGAUUAGAAAGACACGCCAGGAGUUACAGUCUGCGCAGUCGAAUGGCCUACUGUCGUUCACAGCUUGCAUCGACGUCUUACCCGAGUACUGGAACUCGACAAUUCGGGAUGCGCAAUCUAUUCAUGACUGGCUGGAAAAUGGCGCCGACACUACUGCUCGCCCGACCUAUAUGAAUCUAAACAUUGACCGUCGCGUCAAAUCCUAUAAUUCUGCAGCUGCGUACCUUGAAAAAUACGCACACGGGGGAUAAACGCAUGUUUUCGUCGGUCGAGGCAAGCAUGGAAAAUCAUUAAUUAUUUGCUUUUGCUUCGUUACUCUGG
This is a messenger RNA of Daldinia vernicosa, 940 nucleotides long. RefSeq lists its product as uncharacterized. The coding region runs from base 1 to 870 and encodes 289 amino acids. The transcript has 8 exons. NCBI's taxonomy places the organism in Eukaryota, Fungi, Ascomycota, Sordariomycetes, Xylariales, Hypoxylaceae. The record is from RefSeq and is a predicted model, not a curated record.